AUGAAGAAUUUAAAGGGAGUCAUCUCUGCCAGAUUUGCAUUUUUUAUACUUUCAUCGGCUUCUCUGUUUUUCUUCUUUUUUGCGUAUGACAGUCCCUCGCCGAUGUAUACGGGGUUAGAGGAGAUAUUUGGACCGGGAUAUGCCAGGUACCACAGUUUAUUAUACUCAGCGUAUGCCCUUCCCAAUCUGCUUCUACCACUGCUGUUUAAUCUAUCUGGGAAGCCGGAGCAGCAUACUUUACUGUAUACGUACUCACUCAUUGUGCUGGGGCAGACUGUGACGACCAUUGGUGUGGGCAUGAAGACAUUUGAGUGGAUCCUAGCGGGAAGGUUUAUUAUUGGACUGGGUGGAGAGAGUUUUACAAUUGUGCAGAGUAAAGUUCUUGCAUCUAUAUUCCAUACGCACGAACACGGCCGCAUAUUCGGCAUAAACCUAGCAAUAGGCCGGCUUGGAUCUAUUCUAGUAUACUUUUUAUUUGGGUCGGUUAUUGAGCAGUGGGGUAUAUUUAAGUGCUCUCUCUUCUCUACCGCAUUCAUUUGGAUUGGUGGCCUGCUAAUCUUCUACAUAUAUAAAACAUGGGACUUAGAGUGGGAUACGUCUACAGAACUCUCUGGUGAUGAUGAAGUACACCACUUACUCCCAUUCUUUAUUCUGAUGGGGAUACUUCUGGCGUGCUCUGUAUCGAUAUUCUCCAGUAAUAACUCUGCAAUUCUACAGGUACGGCUUGGCAUUGAUUCAAGGCGGGCCACUAAAAUGCUUGCCCUACAGGAACUGGUCACUUUAGUAUCUGCGAUAGCCAUAAGCAUAAUAACGGACAAGUGCGGUCAUAGACUUACGUCUAUAUGCCUGGGGUGUAUUUUUCUUAUAUCCGGGCACAGUUUGAUAUUCUUCUCUGUAUCUGUGUACUAUAUCCCUGCAGUACUCCUGGGAAUUGCUGCAGGAUUACAGGCCUGUCACUGGCCGUGUUUUCCCCUGCUCCUGUCCCCGAAUAAGUUGGGUAUAGGUCUGUCCCUGCUCUCGUGUUUUAUUAACAUGGCGUAUACCGUAUGCCCACCUGUAAUUAGUAAAUUAACGGACAGGCAGUUCAAAACAUCUGAGUACUGCAGUAUUCUGUUCGCAGGAUUUGCUGGUCUUAUCUCCAUAUACAUCAUCCUAAAGAAUACUGCAAUGGGCUACGGCCUGAAUGGGACAAAGCACUACAUAACGAAUAAGACAAGGAGACUUAGUAGUGCGGUAUAA
Nematocida parisii ERTm1 is the source of this 1239-nucleotide messenger RNA. RefSeq lists its product as uncharacterized. The coding region runs from base 1 to 1239 and encodes 412 amino acids. The transcript has a single exon. The record is from RefSeq and is a predicted model, not a curated record. Lineage: Eukaryota; Fungi; Microsporidia. Gene Ontology annotation, biological process: transmembrane transport. Gene Ontology annotation, molecular function: transmembrane transporter activity.